Messenger RNA from Eleginops maclovinus (Patagonian blennie), 4046 nucleotides. RefSeq names its product zinc finger MYM-type protein 1-like. Gene Ontology annotation, molecular function: protein dimerization activity. The record is from RefSeq and is a predicted model, not a curated record. Lineage: Eukaryota; Metazoa; Chordata; Actinopteri; Perciformes; Eleginopidae. Bases 1 to 2559 code for a protein of 852 amino acids. The transcript is spliced from 4 exons.
AUGGUUGCCACUAUGAUUGACGAGGCAACAGCAAACAAGUUAAAAGUGAUUCCUCUCUCUAACAACACUGUUGGGAGACGCAUACUUGAUAUGUCAAGUGACAUAGCGGAGCAGGUCAACGAUAUGGUGCGUGCAAGCACCCGGUUUGCUCUGCAGGUGGAUGAAGCCACCGACAGCAACAAGGACUGUUUAUUAAUCACAUACGUCCGAUUCAUUGCUGCAGGGGACAUGAAAGAGGACCUGUUGUUCUGCAAAAAACUUAAAACGCGAGCCACUGCUGAUGAACUUUUCAAAGUAAUUGACACUUACUUGCAAGAGGCCAAUCUGAAGUGGGAGGGUUGUGUUGGGUUACGCACUGAUGCGUGCUCGGCGGUCUCCGCCGAAUCGGCGGUCGAUCGGCGGAUGAUUCGGCGGCGCCGAAUCAUCAUGGCUGGCAACUGCAAUUCCAUCGUUUCCCUGAGGGAAUUACCGUUCAGUCGUCGAAGCAAUGCGGAUAAAUUGGCUGUUAAAGAAUUGGGACCACCCAGACCAAAUUUAAACAUCAAGCAGGUGUCAACAAAAGCGGGGAAAACAUACAGCCGCGGAUUUUCCCGGAGCUGGUACGAGCGGAAAACAUGGCUAGCAGGUUGUGAAGUGGCUAACGCUCUGUUUUGCUACCCCUGUGUGCUAAUCCACCCGGAUGCCAACACUGACACCGCCUGGACAAAGACGGGUGUCACUGAUAUGCACCACCUCUCAGAAAAGGUGAAGAAACACGAAGCAUCGAAGAUGCAUAUGGACAGCUGCCUAAAACUGUCGGCAUUUGGGAGAGUGAACAUUGCCACACAGCUGGAUGAGAGCUACAGGAUAGCCGUGCGCCGUCACAACGAUGAGGUGAGCAAGAACCGGCACAUCCUAGGCCGCCUUAUCGACUGUGUGAAAUUCUGUGGCGUGUUUGAGUUAGCUCUGAGAGGCAAGGAUGAGAGUGAGGGGUCCAGCAACGCGGGGAUUUUUCGUGGACUGGUUGAUUUAGUGGCGUCGCUGGACGAGGUGUUUGAGGAGCACUUAAGAACGGCCACAGUCUUUAAGGGCACAUCAAAGACGGUGCAGAAUGAGCUGCUGGAUUGCAUGGCAUCUGUCAUCAGAGAGCGUAUCGUGGAGGAGGUGAGAGCAGCAAGAUUCGUGGCAAUCCAAGCAGAUGAGACCACAGACGUCUCUACACAGACUCAGUUGGUGCUGGUGCUGAGAUAUGUAGAUGGAAAACACGCUGUGCAAGAACGGUUCUUUGAAUUUGUCCCCAUCUUGUCAGCAACGGCCAGCUCCAUUGCCGAUGCAAUUUUGGAGAGACUGAAUAGCGUUUUCACUGAUGAUGAUAAGUGUAAACUCAUUGCGCAAGCCUACGACGGUGCCAGUGUGAUGAGAGGAGAGAGAGCUGGUGUGCAGCAAAAGGUACGAGAAGAGUACAAAAAUGCCCAUUAUUUGCAUUGCUACACACACCAGCUGAAUUUGAUCAUGCAGCAGGCCACUUCACACAUCUCAGCAGUGAGAGUUUUUUUCUCUGACCUUGGUGGGAUUUCCAGUUUUUUUACCCGGUCACCCAAACGCACAGCCCUUCUCGACCAGAUUGUUGCACGAAGGCUGCCUAGAGCAUCAUCCACAAGAUGGAACUUCAACAGCAGGAUCGUGAGCACUGUCUAUGAGAACCUGGGCGACCUCAUAGAGUGUUUUGAGACCAUCAGGUCAGACAGCACCUUUGACAGCACCACCGUGAGGGAGGCGUCUGGCUUCCUGAGGAUGCUGCAGGAUGAAGAUUUUGUUUUUUUCCUGCAGCAGUUUCAUCAAAUCAUGCCUCAUGUUGACAUGAUGUACCAACAGCUGCAGAAGAGGGACAUUGACAUGGUGUUCAUCAAACGUGCCCUGCAGAACUUCACCAGCAGUAUUCAGGCCAUCAGGGACCAAAGCUCCUCUCAACAGCAGCAGCAAGAAGCCCCAGGUACCACAAGAUCAAGGAGAGCCUUGGGAGAACAAGAGAAGCAGAGGCUGUCAAAAGAGAUCUGUGACACAAUCCUUGGCCAUGCCAAAGCCAGGUUCUCCUUCACCAGCCACCUUGUGAGUGCCGUGCUGCUAGAGGCAGAGCUGUUUGACCGGCAUCGGACAACAUUCCCUGAAGAGGCUCUGAAUACCACCGUGAGGGCAUACCCCAUGCUACACAAGGAGAGGCUCAGGACUGAGCUUUCUCUCAUCUACGAAAGUCCAGACUUCAGGGGCUGCUGCGGUGCACUGGCUCUGUACCAGGUUCUACAGAGCUACAACCUCCAGGAAACCUUCUCUGAGACUGUGGCGCUGUUGAACAUCCUCAUAACCACUCCGAUGACAACAGCUGAAGCUGAGAGGUGUUUCUCCACCUUAAAGAGGAUCAAGACAUUCCUGAGAAAUACAAUGGGACAGGAACGUCUGAAUGCAUUGGGCAUGCUUUCCAUGGAAAGAGAGCUGGUCAGGAACAUGCCUGAUUUCAACGAGAGGGUGAUUGAUCGCUUUGCUUGCUUGAAAGAGAGGCGAGCUAAAUUUCAAUACAAGUGAUGAGUGAGUGUGUUCUUAAAUGGUGAGUUGUGUUAUGUUGUACUCUCCAAAUGUUGAAUUGUAAAUAGUUGUAUUGAUUGCAUAUUGCCAGCCAAAUACAGUUAUGUUCAUAAUAAUAGCAGUGUGUUUAAAAAGGUGACCGCUUCAUUACAUGUAUUUUUUUUAACAAUGGGACUUUGCGGGGGCUUCUUGGUGGUAGCUUGGCUUCACAUAGACGUUGUCUGAUUGUUACAGUACUCACAGGCAAUCUUAGAUCUUCUCUGAUCCUCCUGGAGCUGAUCAUUGGCUGAUCCUUUGCCAUUUUGGUUAUUCUCCGAUCCCUUCGAAUAGUUGUUUUUCUUUUUCUUCCUCACCUGGUGGUGAUGGUUUUGGCUGCCAUUUUAAAGCGUUUGAUAUCAUUUUAGCUGAACAGCCUAUCAUUUUCUGCACUUCUUUAUAGGUUUUCCCCUCUUUUAUUAAUUUCUUAAUCAAAGAAUGCUCUUCUUCUUAACAGUGUCUUAAACAACCCGUUUUACUCAAGGACAAAUGCACAGCCAGCAUAUGCAGCAUCAGUUGCCUUGAUCCUUGAAUAGGGGCCAUCUGUUUAACACCUAUUUUUUUUCACAUAAUCAAUGACCUCAAUAGUUGAACCUGGCACUGCUAUUUUUUUGAACACGCCCCUUUCAGUAAAUGAUUCAGUUUCACAGAAUCAGCAGCAUGCACGUCAUGCCUGUUGGGUCUGUUGGUUUUCUAUACCUUUACUAAACCUGUAAACUGUAUAGUGGUAAAUGGAAUAUGUUCUGGAAAAUUUUGAUUAAUUACAGUUUUGAUUAUAGUAUAAUUUGAUUUGAUUAUUGCUAUGGCAUCCAUGAUGGCUAUAAAUUGUAGACUGUGCUAAAAGUGAUUUCAAGGGCAAACUAUUAGAUGACAAACUAUCUGUUAAUGUGUGUUUUAUUGUGGAACCAAAUGUAUUGUAUAUUUUAUGUCUGGGGUUGCAUCUAGUGGUUGAAAACCAAAUUAAACAAUGAGAUGUGACACUGUAAAGCUGGCUAUCUGACUUUUAUUUAUUAUUAUUUUACCCAUUGAAUGGGUCAUCUUAGCCAUCAUCACAACUUUUGCCCCCCCUGAGAAAUUUGUCAGGAGCCGCCACUGGUUGGGGUGUGUACAGAUGGGGCUCAGGCAAUGGCUGGGAAGCACAACGGGCUCCAAGCGCUCAUAAAGCGUGUGUCGCCCAACGUUCAUUGGACUCACUGUAUGAUCCAUCGAGAAGCGUUGGCUUCUAAACAGCUGAGUCCCGAAUUGAACGAGGUGAUGACGGACGUCAUUGCCACAGUGAACUACAUCAAAACGCGCCCUGUUAAGGCCCGACUUUUCUCUGCGCUAUGCGAGGAAAUGGGAUCCAAUCACACAGCUGUUUUGUUUCACAGUGAAGCGCAAUGGUUGUCACGUGGGAAGGUUCUGUCCAGGGUAUUUGAGCUGCGGGAGGAAAUUCGGAUUUUUUUGGAGGA